Pseudo-nitzschia multistriata is the source of this 1585-nucleotide messenger RNA. NCBI's taxonomy places the organism in Eukaryota, Bacillariophyta, Bacillariophyceae, Bacillariales, Bacillariaceae. The record is from the annotation of a GenBank genome assembly.
CCCCACGCACUCUUCCUGCCUGCGGGUGAACCAAAGAGCCGGAUUCCUUGAUUCCCUGUCGCACACACAACCUGCGUUCCGUAGGAAGUGCAACACCAAACCAGCGAUUGAUCGAUUGAUUCACCAACCGCAAGACCAACUACGAGAAUGAUGUUCUCGGCUAGAAUGCUUCUGCUGUCCUUGGGCCUUGUCGCAGGGCCCGCUGCGGUCACCGCCAUAUACCCGGACGACCAUUGGAACUACUCCACAAAGCUCACCACCGGCAAUUACGCCGAUUCGAUCCAGAACGAAAUCGACAACGGGAAAACCGUCUUUGUUCGGUUCAUUGCCUCCGAGGUAGGAUAAGAGAGCGCGUGGGGUAGCCGGUUCUCCGGCGACCGAUGCGGUGCACGACACGGGACGCCAAGAAUUUUGUUUUGUUUGGGGGCCUUCUUCUCACCGGUCUUCUGCUUUUGUUUCUGGGUUUGCCCCCACCGCGAAUGGGUGCGUGUUUUGCACGGCUGGUUCUUGGUUCGACCGAAAGGGCUGAGGCUGAUGACGAAAGCAGGCUCCGGCCUGGAAUGCGGUGACGAAGCUCUUCGCGGGGUCUCCCGACGUGGCCUUUAUGGACGUCAACCUCAGCGACGAGCCCAUUCGGGAGGGUCCGAACGGGGAGCCCUACUCCCCCGGGGCGGGGGGCUGGCCCACGGUGCGCUAUUUCAACCGGGAAACCGGCAUUGCGGGCGGCGCCUACGCCAAGAAGACGGACGGCCCGAUGUGCCAGGAGCUCGGGAACGAGGACUACAUGGUCGAAUACGUGGAGGGCUACGGGAAGACCUUUCGGUGCAGGGCCCCCAGCGGGGAGGGCUGCGACGAGAGGGAGGCCGGGUACAUUGCCAAGAUGAGCGAGAGGACCGGCGCGGAGCUUGUGUCGGAGCUCGAGCGGCUGGAAUCGAUGGAGGGAUCGAGCAUGGCCCCCGACCUCGAGAAGUGGCUCCGCAAGAGACAGAAGAUCCUCGGGCAGCUGACGGCCGCCCCGGCGGAGGGAGGCUCCGAUGAGCUCUAGGCCGGGCCGGAUCGGUUCGAUUCCUCCCGGCCGCUUCGAACGAAACCGCUGGUUCGCGCUCGUUUGCCGGCCGGUGGAACGGAUGCGGUGCUGUGCUGUGCGAGCGGAAUGGAACAAAAGAAGCAAAACGAAGGAAACGAGCCAGAACGGAUCGGGCCCGGAGGGUACCGACCCGGAGGCGGUGUCUGGAAUGACGCGUCGUUGUUUCGCCGUGCGGCGGAGCCAGCAAGGGCAGCGCAGCGUGCUCCGCCGCCGCGACGCCGAAGCCGGAGAGAGGCGGGCCGGAUGCCACGGCAUGGCAUGGCAUGGCAUCCGAUCUGUUCCCGGGGAAUGUCAUCGCAAACCACCCGCGGGAUGCAGGGCAUGCCUCGAUCCGAGACACCGCCUCCGGGCCGGUGCCGAUUCGGGCGUGGUCCGGACGGAUCCGCUCGGUUUCGCUCGGCUCCGGUGGCAACGAAAAAACAAAACAACACAAAACAACACAACACAAAAGAAAACACUACGAGUGGCAUGACAUGGUACUAAACCGCAUAGGGUUGU